Molecule: messenger RNA, 3204 nt
Organism: Cynoglossus semilaevis (tongue sole)
Lineage: Eukaryota; Metazoa; Chordata; Actinopteri; Pleuronectiformes; Cynoglossidae
Product: trace amine-associated receptor 13c-like
Exons: 2
Coding region: 1903-2892 (329 amino acids)
Biological process (GO): G protein-coupled receptor signaling pathway
Cellular component (GO): membrane
Molecular function (GO): trace-amine receptor activity
Source: RefSeq, a predicted model, not a curated record
GGGUGCAACAGGCACAGCACAUUUGGUGUUCGACUACCGAGUGCAGCUCUGUGCCUUAUAGUUCAUUAAGGGUUCUCAGAUGGUCAACCGUUGUUUCCUUUGAUCAGACCAGAUUUGCCUUAGCCCUGCCCACAGAUUUUGAUCAGCAAGUUUGACAGAUAAAAUUAAUUCAUGAUGCACUAUAACACUCCAACCAUGAAAUAAAUAAUAAAUAGAAAUAUUGUGUUUUAUUUCUUAAUGACACAAUUAAUUAUUUUUUGAUGUAUUUAUUUAUUUAAUGUUGACACUCUCAGUCCGGAUACAUUAGAUAAUUCUAACAUGUAAGAUGUGUUCCUACAUAGACGUAUAUUAGACAGCUAAUAAGUUGCUAAAAAUAAAUUUAAAGGGUUGUGGGUGUCACUGGUUGGGACGUAUGUGGAUUUCCAGAAGCAACAGCGUUAUUGGAAUUGUAGUUCUAAAUGGGACUGUGGAUGCCCCUACUCACCUGUAAAAAUGAAAUAUAACAACAUUGUUUGGGAUUCUUAAAGUCUGGGAUAUUAUAGCUGAACACCUUUGUUAUAAUAAACCCUUUCAGAGGUAAACAGAGUAGAAGGCACUCAAUUCUGACCCACAUGACCAAUGAAAAGUAGUCGAGAAUGAAGUUCAGGUGUCCACCUGACAAACCAUAUGCAUAUCAGUUGUCAGGCAACAUCACUUGGCCGAACUAAUGAAGAUUAGUAUGUCAUGUGACAGGGGUAUGACACAGCCACCACAAACACACUCUUGCAUACUGUCGACCAUUGAUAACUGGUAACAAUGAUGUAACUUAUAAAAUAUAAAACGUCAAUUCAUCACUUCUGAGAUUGAAGAUAAUAACACAUUUGCUACAGCAGAGAUUAUACUGGUGUCUGGCCAGUUACUGCUCUAUUUUACUGCUCAUUUAUACUGUAUAUGGUGAGGCAUAUGCAUUUAUACAGAAUUCUUAGCCCUAGAUAUAAAAAGUUGUUCAAAACCGACAAGGCCCUGCAAUAAAAAUCAAGUACACACCAGUUUAGGCCCUUGAACUGCGUCUGAUAAGCGAUAAAAGAUAGGAACACAUAAUUGCAAGCUCUAGGCUACAGGACCUAUAUUUAGCUUUCAUACUUGACAUGUGCAGCUAGUCAGACAUGUGUUCUGCUGUUCAACUCAAGAUAAACAAAAAAAUCCCAAAUCCUUAAAUGUUCACCCUAGAAGAAGAACAAUCUUGUCUGGAAUGUAACAGGGCAGGUAAGAGUUUGACAGCUCCAUUGUUACUGAGGUCUCUAAUGAGUCUGAGCUCCAGGCCAGAAUUAUGACAUAUUUCGUGUUCAACAGUGGCCACCCAAUCAUAACAUGUUUAAAAUGCUUAUGUAACAUUAACAGGUGAGGAAAUAUUUUUAAAAUGAAAAAAAAAAAACAAUUUAAAUGGGCUAUUAAAGAAGAGAUGGUCAUAAAAACAUCUUCUCUCAUCAUCUAAAAUAUACAGUAUGUCAGUUUGCUGCCAAAUAUUUUUUCCAUUGAGAAUUGGUACAAGAGUAGAAGUUGUUGAACAGGAGGGAAAGAAACAUGGGGUGUGUGUGUGUACGUGUGUCUGUUUUCAGUGCCUUGGCCAAAGAGGGAAGUUCACCCAGGACGCCACAAAUCUUGAACGAUUGUUGGUUGAAACAUGUGAAUCACUACUCACAAAAAAAAGCUUUUGUUCUCAAAAUGAUAACAAUCUAUAUAGUUUGAAUAUGUACAUGGUCCUUGGUCCCUACAGCAUCAGAUAUUCCUGCAUGAACACCCCCCCCCCCCCCCCCCCGAAGACGCACUAGAGAAAAUAAAGGGGGUGGGAGGAGAUUGGGGUGAAAUAAGUUAUGUGAGUAUUUCUGUCACACUGCUCAGUACAUCUGUCUCAUCACAAUAAUGUCAUUUUCUAAUGGGUUGGAACUCUGUUUCCCAAAUCUCCUCAACUCCUCUUGUGAGAGGGCUGCCAGAUCUCAGUCUGUGGCCAUUCUCACUGACAUCACUCUGUCCGGCAUUGGUCUGCUCACAUUGGUCCUCAACCUGCUUGUCAUCAUCUCCAUCUCCCACUUCAGGCAGCUCCACACUCCUACCAACAUCCUCCUCCUUUCUCUGGCCAUCUCAGAUUUCUUUGUGGGAUUCUUAUUUUUCUUUCAAAUCAUGAUCAUAGGCGGCUGCUGGUUGCUCAGUGAUCUUGUCUGUAGCCUGUACUGUUUAUUGGAAUAUGUCAUUACGUCUUCAUCCAUAGGAAUAAUGGUGUUAAUAUCAGUUGAUCGCUAUGUGGCUAUUUGUGACCCUCUGCAUUAUUCUGUCAGAGUGACCGAGAAGAGAGUGAAGGUGUGUGUCUGUCUUUGUUGGGGUUGUGCCGUUGUCUAUGACUCACUGCUGCUGAAGGACAACCUGAUUCAUCCCGGCAGGUAUAAGUCCUGUCAUGGGGAGUGUGUUCUGGUCUAUGACUCAACAUCCGGAGUGGUGGAUAUGAUCAUGUCCUUCAUCUGUCCCAUCACCAUCAUUGUUGUUCUGUAUGUCAGAGUGUUUAUCGUAGCAGCCUCUCAGGCCAGAGCAAUGCAUUUGUUUACUGCAGCUGUCCAUGUCCAGUGUUCACUAAAUGUAAAGGCUAAGAAAUCUGGACUGAAAGCUGCCAAGACACUGGGUAUUGUUGUUGUUGUAUUUUUAAUUUGCUUAUUUCCAUAUUUUUGCAUUGUUCUCACAGGUCAGGACAGUGUCCUGAAUAUAACGUCUGCUGCCUUUUUCAAUUGUCUUUUCUACUUUAACUCCUGUUUGAAUCCUAUAAUUUAUGCUUAUUUCUAUCCCUGGUUCAGAAAGAGUAUAAAACUGAUUUUCACACUGCAAAUACUUAAGCCUGGCUCCUGCAACUUAAAUAUUGGCUAAAGGAGUGAAUCUGGCAUUUUAUGUAAAACAUGAAAAGAUGCAAUGCCAUGUCGAUGAUCUCUUCAAGUCAUCUAAUAAGACAUCAUUAUGUUAUUUAUAAUUGUCUUCUAUUGUUUUUCCACACAUCAUACACACGUUUUGCAUGACCAAUUUUAUAGUGCAAUAUAAUUGAAAACUACCCAAAUAUUUACCUAUUUAUGUAUUCAGAAUGCAAUGUGAGAUAUUGCACUUUUCCUCCAUCAUUUAUUAAUUUGAAUUAAUAUAAAUUUAAAUUGAAGCUGGGUUCAUUGUCUUCUCUUCACUGUGAGGUGC